UUGCUGUAAUUCCCCUCACGGACGGUAGGGGGAGGCGGUGAACCAGGCAAGCUGCACCCAUUCCUGUUUAAACGGUCCCACGGCAGGCUGGCAGGUUCAGAGUGUACUCGGCACCGGCCUCCGGGACGCGUCUCACUCUCCAUCCGGGAUGGAGAAAGACGCCUCAGCGCCGGACCCAUCCCGGCAGUGCAACGGGUUCUCGGGCGUGCUGUACGGAGAGUUCACCGACACUCUCAACGACGGGGUGCGCUACUCGGUGAGCCUGACGGAGAGCGCCCUGACCAUCCAGAGGAUCUCCUCGUCUCCCGACCGGACGAAGGUGGUGUUUAACUUGAGCGACUGCAUCGGCUGUCGGGCGUAUAAAGGGCCGGACAGCGCGGACAUCGGCGCUUACUUCGCGGCUUAUUUCUACCCGUUCAAGAGGCGCUGGAUGAGCACCGGAGUGGCCCGGCAGAGGGUGGAGCAGUGCUUUCGGGUCGCUCUGGUGCAGGACCCGCUCGUCAACCUCCGGGAGGCUGAAAGAUGGGCUCAUGCCAUCAGAGAUGCCUCAGUGCUGCAGGCUCCUCGGAGAGACGGUGUGAUGUACACGGAGCUGAGGAGACCUUGCAGAACCAUGAUCCUGGUGAACCCCCACAGUGGACGGGGACAGGCUCUCCAGCUGUUCACUGGCCACAUACAGGCCAUGCUCACUGAGGCCUCCGUUCCCUACACGCUCGUCAUCACAGAGCACCAGAACCACGCGCGGGAGCUGGUGAGGAACGCCGACCUGACGCAGUGGGACGCGCUGGUUAUCAUGUCUGGUGACGGGCUGCUGUUUGAGGUGAUAAAUGGUCUGAUGGAGCGGGAAGACUGGCAACAGGCCAUCCAGACUCCUCUAGGGAUGCUACCAGGUGGCUCUGGCAAUGCCCUGGCCGCAUCCAUCCACCACUACUCGCAAUCACCUCCUGCCUGGAAUGAGGAGCUGCUCCUGAGCUGUGGCUUCAUGCUGUGCAAAGGUCUGGUUGGUUCUCUUGACUUGGUGUCGGUCCAUUUGGCCUCCAGUCAGCGCCUCUUCUCCUUCCUCUCUUUGGCUUGGGGCUUUGUGGCAGAUGUGGAUAUCGAGAGCGAGAAGUACCGUCAUGUUGGGGCUAUCCGCUUCCUAAUGGGCACCCUGGUGCGUCUGGCCUCGCUCAGAGUAUAUCAGGGCAGGUUAGCAUACCUGCCAGCUAAAGAGAUACCAAAACCUCCAAACGAAAGGGCGAAGGCAACCCGUCCUCCUUUCACACCUCAGCAGCCAUCUCUCUGUUCGUCCCUUCCUUGUCAUCUCGUUCCCAAAGCUUCACCAAAUCAGAGCUCUCUGAAAAACUGCGUCGAUACGAACCUGAACCAAAACUCCAUCACCAACUCCUCCAACGUCAUCACUAAUAUGAGGCCCGAGACGCAUGGCAACAAUAAGACUACGUCACCUACAGAUUCUCUCCUCCCCAGCCUGUGCCAGCCGGUCCCUGAAAACUGGACGGUGGUCAAUGAGGAAGACUUUGUUCUUGUGCUGGCUAUUUGCCAUUCCCACCUAGCGGAGGAUCUGUGGACAGUGCCAGGAGCGAUGGCGGAUGACGGGCUGAUUCAUCUGUUUUACGUGACGGCGGGAAUAUCCCGGCCCGCCCUCUUGCGUCUUUUCCUCGCCAUGGAGAGGGGUUCCCAUUUAGCGUACGGUUGUCCCCACCUUGUGUACGAAAAGGUGAGGGCCCUGCGGUUAGAGCCCAUCUCACAACAGGGCAUGAUCACCGUGGACGGAGAGGUGGUGGAAUACGGCCCCAUCCAGGCUCAGGUCCACCCCAGAAUGGCUAGGCUUAUAUGCGGAUGAACUUGUGCUUUACUUUAUAGCUCUAGUUUGGCCUUUUAUACUUAUUGUCAGAUUCUUUAUGUGUGCUGUCUUCUCAGAAGUGCCAAAGACAAUUAAUCACCCAUUGGAAAUUCCUUUAUUUUUCUACAGAGACAACCUGUCCUCUUUUUUAUGGACUUCUCAUUCUCUCUCAGUGUUAGAUUCAGGGUCAAAGCCAUGGAGGAUUGCUCUUACUUCUGGCUGGUCCAGGCUUAGAGAAAUGAGAUGGAAAUGUAUGUGCACAAAAAAAAAAAGAAGCCAGAUCUUUAUGCAUUUUUGUGCAUACCCAAAUGUGUGUAUAUGCGGGACUCUGCAUGAGGGGCUUUGGCAGUACAGUGGCAGCACAUUGCACUCUGCUUGUCGAACCUUAUAAGCAUGGCACAUGUGAAGAGAAGCACGUUUUUCUUUCCCCGGGAGACUCCUGGAGAAAACCCGCCUCUUGCCCCGCUGUACCACUACAGGCCCUCAAUCCCCUCGCCCCGGCCGCUGCCACCACCCUGACAACACUGCCUGCCCUUCAGCUUUGUAAGAAAAUUGAGGAGAUAUAAUCCCCCUGGGGAUUUAGCUUUGACAGAUCUUUAAUCUUUGCUUAGUUUACAUGAAAAGAAACUUUAGAUUUGCUCAUGUUAGAGCCCCACCUUUUCCUUCCUGCCAAACAGAUUUUACCAGCUUACGCUACACCUUUACCACCGUCUUCUCCAUUUCCCAUACCGUUUCAUCUCCAACCAUCAUUAAGCUGUAGGAAUCGCCUCCACUCACACACUUUCUUCUCCCCAUCCCCCCCCACCUCUUCUUAUCCUCAGAUCCUCACAUACACACACAUUCCCUCGCAUCUCUGCAGCACUUAGCGAGGGGGAGGGGCGCGAUCUGCUACUGUGCAUAUGAUCCCCUCUCUUUAAGAUUGUACUCUCGCUCCCCACCAGUGGUUAACGAACCAUCAGCACCUAAUGUGUCCUUAAUAUGAGGGUUUGCAUCGGCUAAAGCACACUAAAUAGAAAGUCGCCGUUUUUUAGGCACGUGAAAGCUCUUAGGUGGGUUUUCAAGUGGAUAUUAGGUUGGUCAAAGCACACUCGAGUGGAUAAAGUGCAGUUUCAGACGGGCCCUGUUAGAGUUGCAUAUUGAGAGGCGUGUGAUCGAUGGAAGCCGGAGGGCGGCAGGUGUUUUGCUCUUCGGUGGCCGUCGGUGCUGUGGAGCAAUUAGUGCACUGGAGCGGACCAGAGUGCAAAUGUUAGCAUUAUCAUCAUGACCCCCCCACCCUCCCCUCUGCACCCCCUGUCCUCCUUCGCGCGCACUCCCACACACCAGUUUACCUCAAGCAGAUGCACAACUGUGCAUCUGCAGUGUGUGCAGUUGAGGUGUGUCAGACCAUUUUAGCAGGUCGUCCUUUAACUGUUCUAUUCUCAAAAUAAAAUACUGGUCAAACUGAUGAAAAUAAAGUCCUUUCCUAUGCUGACAGGAAAGAAAAUAGGACACUUUUGACUGUUCACUGGCUAGCGGGGGAACCAUAAAGUGCUGAUUUCUAAAAAAGUUUUAGGGCAUCUGUCAUUUUGAGCACGAAAAAGGUGAUGCAGUCAGCUGAUAGCGCACUUAAAUCUUCACCUGUUUUCAUCUGUAGCUGGUGGAAGACAAAAUACUCAUAAGGGACUCCCAGCUGGAGAAGUUGGUAAGGUCUUGCUAACUGCUGUGUCUGUUCAUACAGUAAAGAAUUUAUAUGCCUUGGACUUUUUCACAUUACAGCCCAAAAACUUUGAAGCAUUUCUUUCAACAUGAUUGAAAGGAGAGCAUAAUUGUAAAGUGGAUGGAAAAGGAUGCACGGUUUUCAGUUUGCUUUACAAAUAUAUUUUUGGCAUACGCUUGUGUUUUGUAAAUCCCGCACUUUGGUAUUUACAAAACACUGCUGUAAAUACCAAAAAAAAAAAAGAAAAAGGUUUUGACCAUUUGGCAGUAUGUCUCCACUGGUUU
Xiphophorus hellerii (green swordtail) is the source of this 3823-nucleotide messenger RNA. RefSeq names its product sphingosine kinase 1 (gene sphk1). Bases 149 to 1843 code for a protein of 564 amino acids. Gene Ontology annotation, biological process: phosphorylation; sphingosine biosynthetic process; negative regulation of apoptotic process. Lineage: Eukaryota; Metazoa; Chordata; Actinopteri; Cyprinodontiformes; Poeciliidae. The record is from RefSeq and is a predicted model, not a curated record. The transcript has 5 exons. Gene Ontology annotation, cellular component: membrane; intracellular membrane-bounded organelle; cytoplasm.